UGUCAUUGUUGCUAGACUGCAUCGGAAACACUUAAAAAUUGAAUCAUAUUUCCAAUAUCAUAUGCUGGCCGUAUUUAGAACGUCAGAACUUUAAAAUAGGCAAUUUGUGAACGUGAACGAUAUAUCCUCGAAGGUUGGAGUUCAUAAGAAAGUUGAUAUCCCCAGUCACGUUAUAGGUUGAAGUCUGUGAAGCCACAGCUCGCGUGUUGGAAACUUUAUCGAAAAGUUGUGGAAGAAUUUAUUAAGGUUAGUGACAAGUAGAGGUCGAAAUACACAAUGCCCAACAAGUUCCAAAAAGACUGUUUGGACGCUCAUAACGAGUACCGUCGUCAACAUGGCGCUCCAGCGCUAAAAUGGUCGUCAAAACUUGCAAAUGAUGCGGAUAAGUGGGCUAAAAAUUUGGCAAAAAGAGGAGUGAUACAACAUGCCAGCACGAGUGACCAAGGCGAGAAUAUAGGGUAUAAGUCAGGCGGGGAUUUAUCAGGCCAGAGAGCUGCAGAAAUGUGGUAUGAAGAGAUAAAGGAUUACCGUUUUGGCAAUCCCACGUUUGGUUCAAAGACGGGUCAUUUCACCCAGGUCGUUUGGGUCGGUUCCCGAGAGUUUGCCGUGGCGAAAGCGACGGCUAAGAAUGGCGCACAGUAUGUUGUGGCCAGGUAUUUUCCUGCUGGAAAUGUCAUGGGACAUUUUCCAGAAAAUGUCAAACAGAAAGGAUCUAAAGUGACAAAAGCCGAAAAAGAAGCAGGUGGAAGCAAGCCUGGAAAUUUAAAGAAAGACAUACUUGAUACUCACAACCAUUAUCGGCGGCAACAUGGCGCCCGGCCUUUACAGUGGUCCUCGAAUCUGGCUUCUGGUGCCGAGAAAUGGGCAAAACAGUUGGCUAAACAAAAUAAAAUACAGCAUGGAUCAGGCGACUUCGGAGAAAACAUCGCAUUCAUGUCAGGCGCCGAUUUAACUGGAAAGAAAGCUACCGAUAUGUGGUAUGAAGAAGAGAGUAAAUACAAUUACAGAAGUGCUCAAUUCAGCACAAACACUGGGCACUUUACCCAGGUAGUGUGGGCAGGUAGCACACAAAUGGGAGCGGGUAGAGCCGUCUCAAGUUCAGGCGCACAGUUUGUCGUUGCGCGAUACUCGCCUGCUGGAAAUGUUCGUGGGAAGUUCGAGGAGAAUGUCAAACCGAAAGGAACUCGCGCCGUUGGUGGCGAGAGUCAAGGUUGUCAUUGUGUUAUCUUAUAAAAGCCGCAUCGAAUCCACGUUUGCCAAUUCACCAGCUCCAAAAGCCUAAUUUCCAUUUUGACGUAAUUGUCGUGAAAAAUAUGUGAGAUACCACAGCUGCAGUUUUUCUUUAUUUUCUGUACAUUAAUCGGUUAUCGGUCAUUGCAUGCGGCUGAUCGCACACCUGUAGCUAAGUACGACAAAUACUACAAAAUGGAAACCAGGCUGAUUCCUACCACCAAGCGUUUUGUACUGUAUUAUUCUAUUAUAAUAAUUGCACUCGUAUUCGAAUCAUUAAUUGAUUCGAGUAUAAUUUUCAAUGCGGUGAAGCGUCAUAAAGGCACUACUGUUUCACUAUGCAAUUUUCCUUGCAACUUGCAAUGCAAUUAUAAUUUUCAGGGAUGUUAAUUUGUACGAGUGUUCGAAAUGCUAAAAAAAGGUUAGCAGAUCGUACGAAAUGUUCGUAUUUGUCAACUUUAGAUGCCUCAGGAGUAGAAUAGCAUUGCAAGUUGCCAGGAAAGUUGCAUAGAGUAACAGCGCCCUGAGAGGACGGAUGCACGAAGCAGAUGAAAUUAGACAAUCAGAAAUUAGUUCUUUGAAGUAUUAUGAAACUUACAGAUCGACAAAACUCAAAAUUGAUAUAUGCAGCGUUCAGCUUAGCCGGGUGCCGGACACGAGUGGCCAAAGUUCAAACUUAAGCUGUAACUACACUUUCGCCUGUAUUCAAAAAGUGUUAAUAGAAAAAAGAAGACAUAUACAAUGCUUGAGAGGAAAUGACACACCCAUAUACCUUUCAAUCAUACGUUAUGAAGCCAUGAGAUAGAUUAGAACUGUCUGACGCCUUCAGGAUAUAUUCUCCGAUGUCAACUGCAUGGGUAUCAAGCGAGAACCAAAAGAUACAAGGGAAUCGAAACUGGUUCCGUCGUCAGUUCAAUGUCGGAUUGAACAAGCCUGAGAAAGUAAAAAACCUUCGGCUUCAACUGUGGGCACUUACGAAUAAUCAAAACUGACAUUCUAUGCAGUAAAACGGUAAAAAUUAGAAUCAUACUUAAACUUUAAGCUAUAACCAUUGAACUAUGUAAGUAUUACUUAUUAAGUAUUACUGAUAAGUAUAUAUUCUUAUAUAGUUCAAUGGCUCAUGCUUCGCGAUUAAAUUUUGACGCAACUAAACUCACAGCGCAUACUGGAGUGGAACAGUCAAAGCGAUUGAAAUUUAGUCAAAGUUAGACAACCUGAGCUCUCGGAUUAAACUAUUUCAACUAUUUAUUUCAUGGGAUUCCUUAGGUGCCACCCCAUUUAUUUGCAAAACAUUUCAAUUUGGUCACCGUUAGUGUAUUUCCGUAUUAUACGAUCGCAUUGGUCCUCGGAAAGUGUCUAAUUUAUUUAUCCGACUAAAAAUUAAGGCCUGUUUCAGACAUCGAACUUUUCAUGUUAAGAGCUAAUAGCCUAAUGUCUUUGUUUAAGUUCAUUUGCAUUCGAUUCGGCACAUGAAAAGUUCGACGUCUGAAACGGGCCUAAAUUCGAAGACAAAUUUUUCGACUAGACGCGGGCGAGAUGGACGGUAGACUAAAGAUUGCACGCAGAAAACUCGUCCGUAACAAAUUCAAAUCAGACGAGUUUCUUUUCCCACACGCGACCUUGGAAUUUCUUGCACUUCCGCUUCGAAAUGCACUUCGUCCUUGGAACACAAAAGAUUAAAUUUUCCCGGGAAUAUUAAGUUUCUUCCUUGUAUUCAUUUUAUUCCGAAAGCAUAAAAGCAUGUCUGUCAAAUUGCUGAAAAAGUUUCGUGUAAAUAUAAUUACAUUCAAUUAAUUCUUCUUUGUGAGCUCUACAGCAUGCAUAAUCAACACAAAUAGAAGCUAUUUGAAGUUCCCACUGAGCUAAACUCUUCCUCUGAGCUAAAAGUGCUUUAAAAAAACCUUUAAUAGCUAUUUGUAGUUAAUUAAAGUCAAAUACUUUGAAAAUGAUCCUCAAUCGCCUGCGGAAAUAAGAAAAUUAUGUAUUCCCAGAGGAUGAAUAAUUUUCUACUUAUUUUAGGUUGAAAUUCAAAUUAGUUCCUUCCAUUCGCUAGUUGGCAUAGUAAAACAGCAGGUAUUAAACAACAAAAUGUAAAGCAGGUGCUAUCAUUAAAACAAAACAUAUUCGUGUUA
Messenger RNA from Dendronephthya gigantea, 3362 nucleotides. RefSeq lists its product as uncharacterized. Gene Ontology annotation, cellular component: extracellular region. NCBI's taxonomy places the organism in Eukaryota, Metazoa, Cnidaria, Anthozoa, Malacalcyonacea, Nephtheidae. The record is from RefSeq and is a predicted model, not a curated record. The coding region runs from base 277 to 1233 and encodes 318 amino acids. The transcript is spliced from 6 exons.